CUAUGUGUAUAUUAUUUUGGUAUCAGUACGAUGGAACCACGGAGAAGAUCAAAGUGAGCGGGCCAGCGGACACUAAGUCCAAGCCAGAGGAGGCCGCGAAACCCACAACUGCAGGCAACAAUCCAGAAAACGAAGAAGCCGCCCAAGAGGCUCAAGACGAGUUCCAGGAGCCGGACUUUCUGGACCCCAACUAUGCGGCUGGUCUCGAAGCGGCUUCGGACUACUCGGAAUCUUUUGACGACCCGGAACACCCAGUGAACAAAGUGUUACACAAGUACAAGCUGAUUAUAGCAGCCAAUCGGGAUGAGUUCAUGGACCGAGAAGCCUCGCCUUUGCAUAUUUGGAAUGACGCUAACGAUAUAGUGGCGGGAAAAGACAAGAAAGAAGGGGGCACGUGGAUGGGUGUCUCUAGGAAGUUCAAGUGUGCCUCUGUGAUCCUGAACAAGUACUCCAAGAAGCGAGAAGAGGAGACGCCGAAGAAUUCGCGUGGAUCGAUAGUGGUGAACAACUUGAAAAACCACAGCGAGUUUGCGUCCAAACUGAGAGCGGAGUGUACUGAGAACAAAUACCUCCCCUUCUAUCUGCUCAGUUUUGACUUCGAAGGACCCUUGAAGGUGGCCUACUACACUUGUGGAGCGGACGGUAAGUUGAAGCACAAGGAGAUCACAGGAACUGGCUUCUGUUCCCACUCCAACUCCUCAAUGGAGUCCCCGUGGGUGAAGACGAAGACUGGCCAGGAGUUGUUUGAGAAUACCGUCACUGAGUCACUCAUGAAGACAUCGGAGAAGACCAAAAUGCAGGUGAUGCGAGAUUUGAAAGCAUCUCUUAUCAAGAUGUUGAAAACAGACACUAGACACGAGGACCCUGCACUGUGUGCGAGCUACAAUGGACUUUUGCCCCCAGACACAGCCGAAGACCUCUCCUUGCUGUCCUCCAUCUUCGUCAAGUCGAAAUGCGACAAGUUCAAAUACGGAACUAGAGUGCACACGAUUUUGAUAGUGGACCAGAAGAAUGACGUCUACUUCAUCGAGCAGAACAGUGUGACGGGCAAGGAAGAGUAUUUGCGCUUCAGUUGCAAGUAGUGUCCAGUAUUUGGGUCUAAAAGGCUAUUAAAGCGCAUAAUAAUACAAGUUUUUCAAUGAGGUUUGGAGUUGA
Symsagittifera roscoffensis is the source of this 1155-nucleotide messenger RNA. Its product is annotated as transport and Golgi organization protein 2 homolog. NCBI's taxonomy places the organism in Eukaryota, Metazoa, Xenacoelomorpha, Acoela, Convolutidae. The coding region runs from base 3 to 1082 and encodes 359 amino acids. The transcript is spliced from 6 exons. The record is from RefSeq and is a predicted model, not a curated record.